This is a messenger RNA of Panonychus citri (citrus red mite), 1582 nucleotides long. RefSeq names its product 4-hydroxybutyrate coenzyme A transferase-like. The record is from RefSeq and is a predicted model, not a curated record. Gene Ontology annotation, molecular function: acetate CoA-transferase activity. Gene Ontology annotation, biological process: acetate metabolic process. Gene Ontology annotation, cellular component: mitochondrion. Lineage: Eukaryota; Metazoa; Arthropoda; Arachnida; Trombidiformes; Tetranychidae. The transcript has a single exon. The coding region runs from base 71 to 1501 and encodes 476 amino acids.
UUGAAGUCCUUGUCAAUAUUUCGCAAUCAGAAUUGUUUACUGUGGUUCUCUUUGGUAUUAACCCGUGAAAAUGUAUCUUAAUUUGGUGAAAAGUUGUUUACCUCGAGGUUUACUUGUUAACCGGUUCGCCUCAUCAUCUAAUCAGGUCUUAGGUUAUCAUGAUUAUUCACCUGAACCCUGUUACCCGAUCCCCAAUCGGAGACCCAAAGUGUUGAGUGCAGAUGAAGCGGUUUCUGUGGUUAAAUCGGGAGAUUCCGUUUUCAUUCAAGGUGCCGCUGCCACUCCUCGUGGUUUAAUUCCUGCUUUAGCUGAACAUGGAAGGAAAAAUGGUUUAAAAGAUGUUAGAGUUCACCAUAUACACACCGAGGGUGAAGCUGAAUACAAUGCCCCAGAUUUGUCUCAAGCUUUCCGAUCCAACUCUCUGUUUACUGGAGCUAAUUGUAGAAAACCAAUUGCUGAAGGUCGUGCCGAUUUUACUCCAAUCUUUUUGGGUGAAAUUCCAAAACUUUUCUUCCAAGGUAUUAUUAAACCCGAUGUAAGCUUGGUACAAGUUAGUCCAGCUGAUAAACAUGGUAACCAUUCAUUAGGAACCUCGGUUGAUUGUGUUAGAGCAGCUUUAAUUCAUUCUAAGUAUAUUAUUGCUCAAGUUAACUCGAGAAUGCCUCGUACUAAUGGUGAUGCCGUUAUCCAUGAGUCCCAUUUCGAUGCUGUUGUUCACUGUGAUAAAGAACUGCCUGAACAUAAAGCUAAACCUUUGACCGAUAUUGAGAAAAUGAUUGGUAAACAUAUUGCCGAGAAUUUAGUUGAAAAUGGAGCAACAAUGCAAAUGGGAAUUGGAGCGAUUCCCGAUGCAGUUUUAGCUCUUUGUGGAAAUCAUAAAGAUCUUGGUAUUCAUUCAGAGAUGUUUUCUGAUGGUGUUGUAGACUUGGUUGAAAGAGGAGUUAUAACUAAUCGGCUGAAAAAUGUAGAACAAGGAAGAAUCGUUGUUAGUUUCAUUAUCGGGUCUCGUCGUUUAUUUGAUUUCGUUGAUGACAACCCAUUCGUUACUAUGAGAACCAUUGACUAUGUGAACAAGGAAGCAAUAAUUGCUCAGAAUCCCAAGGUUACUGCAAUCAAUUCUUGUAUUGAGGUUGAUCUUUGUGGUCAAGUGUGUUCAGACUCAAUUGGUACUCGAGUUUACUCUGGAUUCGGUGGACAGGUUGAUUUCUUGAGAGGAGCAGCUUUGGGAUAUGAUGGAAAAGGAAAACCGAUCUUAGCGAUGCCAUCGACAACCAAAAAGGGCGAAAGUAAAAUUGUGCCAUUCUUAAAACAAGGAGCCGGAGUUGUGACCACAAGAGCUCACGCUCAUUAUAUUGUAACCGAACACGGGAUCGCGUAUCUGUUUGGUAAAACAUUGAGACAAAGAGCCUACGAGUUGAUCAAAAUUUCUCAUCCUGAUCACAGAGAAAGUUUGGAAAAAGCAGCAUUUGAACGACUUAAGUGUAUGCCAUCUAAGGAUUAAAGUCUAACAGGUUAAAGUCCUACCUGUUGUUUAGAUUUGAUUAGAACAUCAAAAUAAAACUAAUCUAAAAAUCAAAAAUAA